This is a messenger RNA of Choloepus didactylus (southern two-toed sloth), 5098 nucleotides long. It is a transcript of the gene POT1, whose product is annotated as protection of telomeres 1. The coding region runs from base 1372 to 3288 and encodes 638 amino acids. Gene Ontology annotation, molecular function: telomerase inhibitor activity; G-rich strand telomeric DNA binding. The transcript is spliced from 19 exons. Gene Ontology annotation, cellular component: chromosome, telomeric region; nuclear telomere cap complex. Gene Ontology annotation, biological process: regulation of telomere maintenance via telomerase; telomere capping. The record is from RefSeq and is a predicted model, not a curated record. NCBI's taxonomy places the organism in Eukaryota, Metazoa, Chordata, Mammalia, Pilosa, Megalonychidae.
GUUAUAGGGUUACAAUAUCUUUUGAAAUUUGGAAUUCCCACUGAGGUUGCUGACCCAGAUAGCCAGUCAAACCCCUAGCUCAUAACAUUUGACCCACUACAAAAUAAAGCCCACCUGCCCUAAACCCACCCCUAUAGGACAAACAAACCCUCAUCCACUUCCAAACAAUAGGUGUCUAGCUAACUUCCUUUUUGUCUGUAAAAAUCAUUUGCCCUCCCUAGAAGCCUGAAGCUACUUCUCAUUUGCUUCCUGCUGCAGCAGAAAUUGGUGUCUGGAAGAAAAUUUGUAAUCUGCAAUCUUGGCUCUGAUUUGUCUUUCAACAGUUGUUAUAAAGAAUAGGGAUAGUGUAUAAAAAGCAACUUGUUCAAUGUUUGGUGCUUAGUGAAUGGUAGCCCUUGUGCCGUGGGGCCUUUCCUCUGCUCAACUUUGAAAAUUAUAUUGGGACAGUCCAUUCUUUAGUUCAAAGGUUAGAUAUAUUCACUAAAGUGUUUGGAGGUUGUACAAGAAGAAACUAACAUAUUGCAUUUUGUCAUUGGGAUGUGAACUCACAAUGACAUCUUAAUGAAUAAUAAUGAUAAAUGCAUAAUUAUAAAGAUAACCACAAAUAGCACCAUUGUUUUAGAAAGUAUGAUAUUAUUCUCCCACUGCUUUGUUCUGAGACAACCUUAUAAACCAGGAAGGUAAAAUCUGCUUUGUUUCAGUUAUAAAAAUGGGAAGGAUUGACCUGGAAUAUAAUUUUAGUGUCAGUAGUUAAAGAUUAUAUAGUUUAGAUGGAUAAAGGUUGUAGAUUAUACUUGUUAAAAGAGAAACUCUUCAUGCAAUUUGGGAUCUCACAAUUUUGUUGAGUGAUUGAUGAAUCAGGCAGCAACCCAUUCAGAAAGUAGAAAGGAGCUCUGCUGAGGAGGUAGAAAGGGGAAGCUUAUAUAGGGCAAAGACAGAAGCAAGUGAAGACACGUUCUGAUUGGCUGGAGUCAAGUUUCCGUUUUACCUUGGGCCAGAAGUUCUUACAAAGGAGGGAGCAGAUAAUACAUUAAUUAGCAUGAAAAAGAAAAUUCAAAUUCAGAGGUCAAGACCAUCUAUGUAUUAUUUUUUGGAAAACUAGCUAAGGACUGUGUGCAAGUUUUCUAUCAAGGGGUGUUGGGGAUAUUGCUGUGAAUAAGACAAGCUGUCAUGGUGCACUGGGUCCAGUGGAGAAGAGUAUAAUUAAACAACUCUUAUGAUACCAUUGCAUUGACUGGAUUUGUUGUUUUGUCUGCCUCUUCAUCCACAAACAGAGAUAGUAAACAUUCCUUAUUUUUGAAAGCAUUUGAGGACUUCAAAUCAACUGUUUAUGUUUUUCUUAAAUCUGUAAGAAAUUUUAAGACAGAAUCUAUGUCUUUGGUUCCAGCAACUCAUUAUACAUACACACCCCUGAAUCAACUUAAGGGUGGUACAAUUGUCAAUGUAUAUGGUGUUGUGAAGUUCUUCAAGCCCCCAUAUCUUAGCAAAGGAACUGAUUAUUGCUCAGUUGUAACAAUUGUGGACGAGACAAAUGUAAAGUUAACCUGCCUGCUUUUUAGUGGAAAUUAUGAAGCACUUCCAAUAAUUUAUAAAAAUGGAGAUAUUGUUCGUUUUCACAGGCUAAAGAUCCAGGUAUAUAAAAAGGAGACUCAAGGUAUCACCAGCUCUGGCUUUGCUUCUUUGACAUUUGAGGGAACUUUAGGAGCUCCUGUCAUACCUCGGACAUCAAACAAGUAUUUUAACUUCACGAGUGAAGACCACAAAAGAGUAGAAGCCUUACGUGUUUGGGCAUCUAAUCAUAUUUCACCUUCUUCAACAUUACUAAAAUUGUGUGAUGUUCAGCCAAUGCAGUACUUUGACCUGACUUGCCAGCUUUUGGGUAAAGCAGAAGUGGAUGGAGCAUCAUUUCUUCUAAAGGUAUGGGAUGGCACCAGGACACCAUUCCCAUCUUGGAGGGUCUUAAUACAAGACCUUGUUCUUGAAGGUGAUUUAAGUCACAUCCAACGGCUACAGAAUCUGACAGUAGACAUUUUAGUCUAUGAUAAUCAUGUGCAAGUGGCAAGAUUUCUGAAGGUUGGAAGCUUUCUUAGAAUUUAUAGCCUCCAUACCAAACUUCAAUCAGUAAAUUCGGAGAGCCAGUCAACAUUAUUAGGUCUAGAAUUUCAUCUCCAUGGAGGUACCAGUUAUGGUCGAGGAAUCAGGGUCUUGCCGGAAAGUAACUCUGAUGUGGAUCAACUGAAAAAGGUAUUAGAAUCUGUAGAUUUGACAGCCAACCAGCAGUUAGAUCGUAUCUGUCUACCAGAAUAUGAGGACAGCUUUCCAACCUUUUCAAGCUCUGGAUCAGUAUCACUAUACGAGGUAGAAAGAUGUCAGCAACUGUCUGCAACAAUACUUACAGAUCAUCAAUAUUUGGAGAAAACCCCAUUGUGUGCUAUUUUGAAACAAAAAGCCCCUCAACAAUAUCGCAUUAGAGCAAAACUGAGGUCAUAUAAGCCCAGAACACUCUUUCAAUCUCUUAAACUUCAUUGUCCUAAAUGUCAUUCACUGCAAGAUGUUCCACAUGAUAGAGAUUUGGAUAUAAUUUUGCAAGAUGGUGCAACCAGAACCCCAGAUACCAAACUACAAAAUACAUCAUUAUAUGAUUCAGAAAUCUGGACCACUAAAGAUCAAGGAGAACGAAAAGUAGCUAUUCAUUUUGUGAAAAAUAAUGGUGUUCUCCCACUUUCAAAUAACUGUCUAAUUUUGAUAGAAGGAGGUACACUCACUGAAAUCUGCAAUCUCUCAAACAAAUUUCAUAGUGUAAUUCCUGUGAGAUCUGGCAUUGAAGGCCUGGAACUCCUUGACCUUUCAGCACCAUUUCUUAUACAAAGAAAAAUACAGCACUAUGGAUGUAAGCAAUGUUCUAGUUUGAGACCAAUGCAAAAUCUAAAUUCUCUCGUUGAUAAAACAUCUUGGAUUCCUUCUUCUGUGGCAGAAGUACUGGGCAUUGUACCUCUCCAAUAUGUGUUUGUUAUGACAUUUACUCUUGAUGACGGAACAGGAGUUCUUGAAGCUUUUCUCAUGGAUUCUGACAAAUUCUUCCAGAUUCCAGCAUCAGAAAUCCUAAUCAGUGAUGACCUUCAGAGAAGUAUGGAUAUGAUCAUGGAUAUGUUUUGCCCUUCAGGAAUAAAAAUUGAUGCAUACCCAUGGUUGGAAUGCUUCAUCAAGUCAUAUAAUGUCACAAAUGGAACAGAACAGCAAGUUUGCUAUCAGAUUUUUGAUACUACAGUUGCAGAAGACCUUAUCUAAUAUUGUCAUUCAAUGUAGCAUAUGUAAAAUUCUGUAAUUUUAGAAAACAUUAUUAUUUUCUAUGAGAUUAUUAUAAAACAUAAGAGAUUUAGCUCUCUAGUUUUCUUUUGAAAUAUUGUCCACAUUUCCAUUUUAACCUUUAUUUAAAGUAUUUUUUGACAGAUAGACAUUGUGUUAUCUUAAUGUGUUCCUAUGCCUAUGCUAAAAAUGUCCCUGUUGCUCAAAAUAACCAGCAUGAUGGCUUCCAGGGAUAUAAGAAAAAGAGAGAUUGAAUAAAUAAGGGCUCUGUUUUCAUUUGCUUUUUGCAGUCCUUCAGAGAAACUCUUUUGGUGACCUAUACUAAAAGCUGCUUUUCCUGUUGUUUUUUCCAUUAGUCAACCACUGAUUCCUCUGCUAUCCUAGGUUGAGCUAGAUGUUUAUAUCACUGAUGUGGAUGAUUUUAGUGUGGGUAUGGGAUUAGAAAAUAUCCUUACGUUAAAUUUUUGGCUUUUACUGAGCAGAGAUCAAUGGCAGCUAGUACUUUUGCUUUGUUUCGUUUUGUUUUUCUACAGAGGGAUCUGUUUAAACAAGUACUGCUUAAAGAAGUGGUUGCUUAAAUGAAGUACAGUGUACUGAAGAAAGUGAACUUCUUUAAGGAAAAGUGACAGAAUUGCUUUGUUUGGAUGCUGAUAACUGACCAUUUUAGGAUAAAUCCGUCUUUUUCAUGCUUGAAUUAUGUACCUUGAUUUCUUGUUUCUUUCCAUGAUGUUAGAAGUUAUUCCAUUCCACCUCAAUCGUAGGAAGUGAUCAUAUUUACCAUGUUAGUGAUUGAAUGGUCAACUCAGCAUAAUAGUCUGCUUUUUACCUGAUAAGGUUUUUCAAAUUUAAGAUCAUGAAUAUUCAUUUUUAUGCAGAUAUUUCUAUAUGUUUGUGUAUGUGUUUGUAUUUAUGUAUGUUAUUUGCUCAAGGCUGAGAUACAAAUCUGCCUUUUUCAAUAUUAAUGAAGAAUAAAUAAAAGCACACGUUUCAUCUGUCUCCUUUAUUUACACCAUAUUGAGUUGAGGCAAGAUAUGUGGCAAAGAAUCAAAGCAGGUAUGUCAGUAUAGCAGACCUUUAGGACUGCCCCAUAUGAGGCACUCUGCUAAACCCUUAACAUGAACUUGAACCUCACAACAACCCAUUUUCAUGAGAGGAAAACUGAGGCUUGAUUAAUAAGCUAACUUGACUAAGUUCACACAUUUAUCAAGGGCUAAGUUCAGGACUUGAAUUCAGAUAAUCUUUGUCCAGAGCCUGCACUGUUAACCACUCCAGGAUUCUGGAGCAAAAGUUAGCAUGGUGUUGGCUGCAAAUAAAUCUUGCCUUAAAUAAUUGAAGUAACAUUGGAAAUAGAUUAUAACUGGAGCCAGUGAUGUGUUUUUCUGUAUUAUCAAAGGGCUUUUAACAGCCUUUCAACAAAAGGACUAUCUGAUUUCCUCUGCUUAUAAUAACCCUAGAUUCUAGUUUCUGGGUAGUUUUGCACAUCUUCAGACCUAACUACCCAUCACUGCCAUCACUGACUGAGCUAUAUCAGCCUGCUAUUGACAGUGAAAGGGACCGAAGCUGCUGUACAGGGAAAAAAUGUUUAAACUCCGCAAGUGAAGAGAUUCGUUUCAGUAUCGAUGUUCUAGGGAUACAAAGGAAAGAUAGGUAUUUUAUCUGCCUUCAGGAAGCAGCCAGUCUAGAAGAGUAGGAGUCAAAAGGUGCACUGGCUUCACAGUGAACCUGAUGCAUCUCCAAGUUUACAAAGUGAAACUCUUCCUAUGAAUCUUCAUGGUGAUGGGUCAUUUCUCUU